This is a messenger RNA of Cyprinodon tularosa, 4740 nucleotides long. It is a transcript of the gene baz1a, whose product is annotated as bromodomain adjacent to zinc finger domain, 1A. Gene Ontology annotation, biological process: chromatin remodeling. Bases 169 to 4533 code for a protein of 1454 amino acids. Gene Ontology annotation, molecular function: protein binding. The record is from RefSeq and is a predicted model, not a curated record. Lineage: Eukaryota; Metazoa; Chordata; Actinopteri; Cyprinodontiformes; Cyprinodontidae. The transcript has 30 exons.
AUUUCCCAGCAAACCGGGAGUCCGUGAAGUGGUCUAAAAGUUCGUCAACAAGCCGCCAGGCAGAGCCCGGAGUUCUUCCUCCUCGGUCCGGACCGCCUGUUACCGCUUCAUCGAGCCACAACUUGGCGAAGACCGACCCUUCCUAUCGAGUGGAAGCGGAGCGAAGAGAUGCCGCUGCUCCACAGAAAGCCCUUCGUCCGGCAGAAACCUCCGGCGGACCUCAGGCCGGAGGAAGAAGUGUUUCUCUGUAAAAUCACCCACGAAGUCUUCAGGACCUACGACGAGUUCUUUGAGAGGACCAUCCUCUGUAACAGCUUAGUGUGGAGCUGUGCACUGACGGGGCGAGCGGGCCUCACCUACCUGGAGGCUGUGGAGAGCGAGCGACGGGCCAGACACAGUCUGCAGAGCUUCCCUCAGGCCCUCGUAGUGCCGCUGCUCCACCUGGCCGCCCUGAGCCGCCGCUGCAGGCUGUCAGAGCUCUGCGAGGAUGUUUACGCCUUUGUCAAAGAUCGUUUCUUCCCGGGAGAAACGGUGGACGUCAGCGGGCGCAACGGAGCCAGGCGGGUGUGCGAGAUUGUGCAGGUACUCUCGCCUUCGUCAUUUUCUAACAGAACGCCACCCCCCGUCAGCCAGAGCAAGCGGGCGGACAGCGACACCAUCGUUAUCAGCGACAGCGACGAUGAAAGGGACGUCUUUGAGAGUCCCACACAGCUCAACGGUGGAAAGAAGAAGCCCCUGAAUCCAUCCGCAUAUAAUUACAAAGUCCGGCUGGUCAAAGAUGAAGGCAGUGAACCUUUCACAGUCAAAGCCAAUCAGAUCAGCCGUAAGAAAUCUGUGCUAUCCAGAGAACGCCUUAAGCUCCUCUUCAAGCAUCAUUGUGAACCUCAGAAGGGCAGCAUCAUUCUGAAGCCCUCCACAGUGAAGCAGUACAGGCUCUCUGAACAGACCUUCUCUCAGUUCUUCCCUGAGGACCCCCCACUAUUCAGCCCCCCCUCUAAUGGCUCCCCGGGACAGGCGACAUCAAUAAACGUGCUGGAAGAGAAGCUUAAGUUGCUGCAGAAACGAGAGGAGAUGGCUGCUGCAACCCAUGAGAAAGCACGGCUGAAGAGGGAACGGGAGGAGGUGCAGGAGGCCAAAAGGAAGGAGCGAGAGGACAAGGACAAGCUGAGGGAGGAACAGAGACUAAGAUUUGAGGAGGAGAAGCAGAGGAAGAGGAAUGAACGGGAGCUCAGGAAGCUAGAGAAGGAGAGGGAACGAGAGAAGCUGAAAGAAGAGAAGAAGAAAUAUGCUCAACGCCUGAGGCUGUUAAACCAACCCAGAGAGGAUAUGGAGUGUGAAGACCUGAAGGAGCUACCCAGCCCGGUCCCUGUGAAAACCCGACUCCCUGCUGAGCUCUUUGGAGAAGCUCUGAUGGUUCUGGAGUUUCUGCGAGCUUUCGGUGAACUUUUUGACCUGAAAGACGAGUUUCCUGAUGGAAUCACUCUGGAGGUUCUGGAGGAGGCUCUGGUCGGCAAUGACCCAGAAGGACCUCUGUGUGAGCUUCUUUUCUUCUUCCUGACGGCCAUUUUUCAGGCUCUGGAUGAGGAGCAGGAGGAGGUGGCUAAAGAUCAGGCUGAAGGCCUGUGGGAGGCCCUGGACGAUGACUCGGAUCCCACUCAGUCAGCUCUGACCGCUGUGGCCUCGCUGGCUGCAGCCUGGCCUCAGCUGCAUCAGGGUUCUGGUCUUAAACAGCUGGAUUUGGACAGCUGCACGCUGUCUGAAAUCCUUCGCCUCUACAUUCUGGCCUCUGGCGCCGAUUGUAACCACAACAAUGCUAAGUUCCGGUACCAAAAACAAGGCGGCUUCACCGUCAUGGACGACCCGUGUGUGAACCUGCGGUUGUCCGAUCCGGUCCUGGUGAAGAAGCUGUCCUGCACUUCGGUUUAUGACCUCACACCAGGAGAAAAGCUGAAGAUUCUUCAGGCUCUGGUGGGGAAGCUGCUGACUUUAGCAUCGAGCAGAGAUCUGAUUGAAGACUGCGUGGACGAACAGAAGGCAGCUAAACAGGAGCUCCGAGAGAUCAGAGCUGAGCAGCACCGCAGGAAGCGGGAGGAGACAGCGCUGAGGGCUCGUCUUCGGAAAGAGGAGAAGCUGAGGGAUCAAGAACUGAGAAUGAGGGAGAAGGAGGAGAAACUGAAGGAGCAGGAGGUGAAGGAAAGAGUCCUGGCUAAUGGGGAAACAGCUGCUGAGGCGCAGGGAGAACUUUCUGGAAAGAAUGGGAAGGAAAACGCUUUAUCCAGCAGCAUGAAAACAGCCAAAGGAAGCCAAAAUGAAGAACAUCAGCAAACACAUUCUGACUCCAAGUCCUCCGGCCUCGUUUUCAACCUGAGCACAGAGGAGCUGGACCAGGAGCAAGAGAAGGUUCGACAGCUGCUGGAUCGGAUUCAGAAGGCGGCGGCCUGCACCUGCCUGCUUCCUCUGGGUAAAGACCGGCUGUUCCGAAGAUACUGGAUCAUCCCCUCUGCCUCAGCUCUGUUUGUGGAAGAGGACUUCUUCGGACUGACAGAGGACAUGCUGAAGCCGCGCCCCAAACCUGAAGACGCUGCAGCUGAUGAGGUGGAUCAAAACAUGGAGGAGGAGCCAUCAAGUACCAACGGUUGUUCGGACCCUGACCUCCCCAGUGCUCCGGUGAACCGGCCCAACCAGUGGUCCUUCUACGGCUCAAUAGAGGAGGUGGAUCAACUGAUCGAAGCUCUGAACCCUCGAGGUCACAGAGAGGGCUCCCUGAGGGAGGCGCUGCUGCAGGACAGAGACAAGCUGCAGCAGUUGCUGCAGAACUGCGACCGCAGCAGAUACAGGCUGCAGCCCACACAGACCGGUGAAGAAGAGCUGCCAGCUUCUUCUGCAUCAGCAGAUACCCUGAUGGAAGUGAGAUUAAGAGACCUGCUGCUGGACCUGGAGGACCGCAUCCAUCAGGGAUCCCUGGGGACUUUGAAAGUGAUGGACAGAAAGGUUUGGCGCACUGAGCUGGAGGAAGGAAACUACGAACUUCUGGGAUCUGAUGCCAAAGAAAACGGCAUGAUGAAUGGUCAGGCGGAGCCGUGGGAAGUGGACUCGGCUCACCUCAGAACCAGAGAGAGGUGCAAUGACAGGCUGCAGGAGCUCCGCUGCGAAGCCUCGGCCACCUGUGGGACCAGCGGCAGCACCACUCCUCAGGCCAUCAGCAGCGUGGUGCGAGUUCUGGCUCAGGCCCUCAGUCACGUUGAGCAAGGCAUUGAGAGACGCUUCCUUAAGCCUCCUCUGGGUGAUGAAGACUCAAAAAAAGACCUGAAAAUGAGGAAGAGCAAGAAGAAGGAAGAUGACCAAGCAUCCGAUGACGGAAGCAGUGACGGUGGGCGUGUCAUUAAGACUGUUCUGGAGCGAUGGAGGGAGUCUCUGCAAUCCUGCUCCAGCUUCUCCCAGGUGUUCAUCCACCUGUCCAGUCUCGAAAGGAGCAUUCGCUGGUCCCGUUCGGUCCUCAACGCCCGCUGCCGCCUCUGCAGACGCAAAGGAGACGCAGACAGCAUGCUGCUGUGCGACGGCUGCGAUCGAGGACACCACACCCACUGUCUGAGGCCCCGUCUUAAGUGUGUUCCAGAGGGAUCCUGGUUCUGUCCCGACUGUCGACCCAAACAGAGAUCCAGCCGCGUUCCCUCCCGACAGCGCUCCUCUGUAGACGAGAAAGAGGAGGAGGACGAAGAGGAGGAGGAUGAAGAGGAGGAAUCAGAAGAGGAAUCUGAGGAGGAAGAUGAGGAGGAGCAAGAAGAGGAGGAGGAAGAGGAGGAAGCUGUGAGCACCAAGAAGAGCCAGGCUGCCCCCCCUAGAGGCAAAACCCUUCAGGCCACGCCCAGAGGUCAACAAGCUCCGCCCAGAAACGGAGCUGCUUCAUCAGGAAAAACCUCUGCUGCCUCCAGAAGCUCAGGGAAGAAGGCCUCUGCUUCUAACGACAGAGCGGCGUCCCGCUCAGGACAGCGUGCCGGUGCCCGCCUCAGUAAUGAGACCCUCCCUCCAAAGAGCAGCAUCAGAACCUCACCGGGUCAGAGAGACGUCAGCAAGAGGCCCUCAGCAGAAGCUGCGCCUUCCAAACCAUCAAAAACAGUCCUCCCAGCAGCCUCCUCAUCCUCCUCCAGUCGGCGCUCCUCAGGGAGGAAUCAGGGAGUCCAUGAGCUGUCUGCCUGUGAGCAGCUGACGGUUGAGCUGGUCAGACAUGAGGACAGCUGGCCCUUCAUGAAGCUGGUGUCCAAGACUCAGGUUCCUGAUUACUAUGACAUCAUCACACAGCCCAUAGCUCUGAGCACCAUCAGAGAGAAGGUCAACAACUGUCAAUAUCAGACCGCAGGUGACUACAUCUCAGACGUGGAGUUGAUGUUCUCCAACUGUCUCCAGUAUAAUCCCCGUCAGACCAACGAGGCCAAGGCCGGAGUCCGCCUACAGCAGUUCUUCCACUCCGAGCUCAACCGCCUCGGCCUCAGAGAACGCUGCUCUGCUCCGCCCACCAAGCGCUCCCGGCAGUGACCUCUCCACCCUCCGCUCCCUGCUGGCUCCUGGGCCUGGAAAAGCAUCGGUGUGGUUUGAAGGUGUCCUUUGAUGCAAGCUGUGAGAGAGGGUGCCCAGAGGGGAAAUGGGAAUAAAACAUGUUUUUUUAUAUAUAAAAACUUCCAGCUACAGCAGCUCUGACUGGAGAGAAUUACUUCUGUUCACCUGCUAUGAGGUGAAACCUUU